GACUUCCGCACAUCCAAUUCCCCCCCCUCUCUCUCAAUUUUCAUCUCUCGAAGAUCUGCAACACUGCAACUCCAGGCUCUCUUCCUCCCAAGCCAUGAGCGACCCCAUUGAGACAUCGAUAUCUCCAUCGUCUUCGGCAGGCGACCCGAAUUUGAAUCCGAACCCGAUCUCUCUACUCCACCCUCGGCGGGAGCCUUUCGAGCAUGGCCUGCUCCCAAUCCCGAAGCUCGUUUUCACCGACCCGACCCAAACCCUAAUCCCUCUCAAGCAAACCCUCAUAUCCUCCUCCACGAGCACUCGCCGAGUCAACUCCGCCGCCCUCUCCCAAUCCCUCCAGAUCUCCCCUGACCACGCCUGCCUCGUCCUCGACACUCUCGCAUCCGUCCUCCACUCCGACUCCGAUCCGCUCGUCAGCUCCAAGCCCCAAGAGAUUAACUCCUCCUCCGCCGAUGUCCACGAUCUGCUUCUCUUCCUCUACAUCCAGUCCUACAAGAAGUUGCUCCCGAGGACGCACAAGGACUCAGCCGCAGUCGCCGAUGUCUGGCCCUCCACCUCCGCCUUCGAUGGCUACUUGUCCGCUCUCUCGCCUCUUCAGCUUGUACGGAGCAACAGCCGCCGGUUUGUUCCAUCACAGGCUGAUGAAGAGGCUCAUCAGUUAUCAUAUCUUCAAAAGCACUUGGCUAACAUUCUCUCUCUCUUAGCUGAACCUGUGGAGGGGGAAGGCGAAGAAUCUCUGGUUUUGACCAUGGAUAGAUUUGAGCACCUUGGGUUUCUGAUUCAAUUUGGUGAUAAGGGACCUGAAGGAACUCAGCUGAGUCAACAUGCUCCAUUUUUUGCAAAUUCAGAUCCCGACAUGCCUGCUGUACCUGUUCCUGCAGCACAAGUUCACGAUUGGCUUCUACAGAACAUAGCUUCUGCUUUGGAACAUAUUUCAGAAAGGGCUUCUCUUAAAGAAAAUUGCCCAGCUAUUGCCUCUGAUCAGGAUGUUUCUAUGGCGGAUGCCUGCACAACUUCAAUCAAGGCCUCACCAAGUGCUAGGGGUCCUAGUUUUAUUGAAGGGAUCUCCAAAUCAUCACUUGUAAAGCAAGCAUCUGAUCUUAAAGGCUCUUCUGUAAAGGUCCUAAAUUGUCACGAUUCUGUCAUUUACAUCUUAGCACCUUUGAGAUAUGCCACGGUUUAUGGUUGCUCUGAUACUACUAUAGUUAUUGGAGCAGUUGGGAAGGCUGUAAGGAUUGAGCAUUGUGAACGAGUUCAUGUGAUUACAGCAGCAAAACGAAUCUGCAUUGCAAACUGCAGAGAAUGUGUGUUCUUUUUGGGGGUAAACCAGCAACCGCUUAUUGUUGGUGAUAACCAUAAGCUCCAGGUGGCACCAUACAAUACAUUUUACUCUCACUUGGAAGAGCACAUGAAUGAGGUUGGCGUCGAGGCUACAAUUAAUAGAUGGGACGAGCCCCUGGCACUAGGAAUGGUUGAUCCACAUGAUUCAUUAUCUCAUCCCGCAGGUGUCUCUGAUGUGCAGGCUGAAUCAGCUACACGCCUGGACCCUGACCAGUUCACGAACUUUUUGAUUCCAGACUGGUUUGGAUGUGAAUCCUCUGGGUCCACGAAAGACAACCCAUUCCCACUACCAGGUGUUUAUUUGAUGGCUCAGCAGAGAAAUCAAAAAAACUUGGGGGAGAUCAAACAAUUAUUGAGGGAAGCACCCCUUGAAGAAAACCGGAAACGAGAGUUAUCAUCUGCACUUCAUGUAUAUUUCAAAGACUGGUUAUAUGCUUCAGGAAACAUCCGUCAACUUUACUGCCUACAAGGCCGCUGAGAAUCAACUUUCUUGUUCUUCAGAAUGGUAAUAGCUAUUAUAUAUUGCACUGAAACUGGUGCACAAAGUGGAAUUGAAGAUACAUUUUCUAAUCUCAUUGUAAUAUUUAAUUUUUGAAAAAGGAAAAUCUGGCUGUAAUAUUCUGUUAACUAGGUUCACGGUUUUGUGAA
This is a messenger RNA of Carya illinoinensis, 1986 nucleotides long. RefSeq names its product TBCC domain-containing protein 1-like. The record is from RefSeq and is a predicted model, not a curated record. The transcript has 10 exons. The coding region runs from base 95 to 1816 and encodes 573 amino acids. NCBI's taxonomy places the organism in Eukaryota, Viridiplantae, Streptophyta, Magnoliopsida, Fagales, Juglandaceae.